Messenger RNA from Trichomonas vaginalis G3, 504 nucleotides. RefSeq lists its product as uncharacterized. The transcript has a single exon. The record is from RefSeq and is a predicted model, not a curated record. The coding region runs from base 1 to 504 and encodes 167 amino acids. NCBI's taxonomy places the organism in Eukaryota, Parabasalia, Trichomonadida, Trichomonadidae.
AUGUAUAGACAAAUACCUUUAUCUGUUGCGUUCAGUAGUGAAAACCCUGACGUCAAAAUAAAGGGGAACAGAGUAACGUUUAAGUUUCCAACAGACUGGAUUGUGAACAUAAAUGAAGAGAAGUACAUUGGCAUAACAUCUAUGUAUAUAACACGUGCUUUCAGAAAGGUUGACUUUAUACUUCAAGUCGAGAUAGAAAAUGACGAACAGUCUUUAAGCGCCCAAAACAUUCACAUAUACAAAUACUUUAAAGACGAUACAACAUUGUUGCAAUGUAUGAUUUCAUUUAAUGAGAUGUUCGAGAAAAAGUUCAACAUUGAAGUACAAACUUUACAGCCUUUACGUGAGUUUCUUGCACAACUGAAAGAAGAAGGUAGUCAGCCACAACUUAUAGACUUUCAUUAUGAAUUUAAUGAAAAUGAAGAUGGAACUCAUGACUGUCAAUUCAUUGUAUUCUCACCAUUCAAUGAAGUCGCUAAAGAGAAAAAAAUCCAUUACGUAUAA